Molecule: messenger RNA, 1937 nt
Organism: Brachypodium distachyon (stiff brome)
Lineage: Eukaryota; Viridiplantae; Streptophyta; Magnoliopsida; Poales; Poaceae
Product: 40S ribosomal protein S28
Exons: 2
Coding region: 1318-1662 (114 amino acids)
Biological process (GO): ribosomal small subunit assembly; maturation of SSU-rRNA; translation
Cellular component (GO): cytosolic small ribosomal subunit; ribosome
Molecular function (GO): structural constituent of ribosome
Source: RefSeq, a predicted model, not a curated record
CCUCACGCACUCGUCCCUUCGCGCCGCCGCCGUAAGGAGCACAACCGCCGCCGCCGCUGACAAACCGAAAAAAGCAGCAUGGAUACCCAGGUGAAGCUCGCGGUGGUGGUGAAGGUGAUGGGCCGCACCGGCUCCAGGGGUCAGGUGACCCAGGUGAGAGUCAAGUUCCUCGACGACCAGAACCGUCUCAUCAUGAGGAACGUCAAGGGCCCCAUCCGCGAGGGCGACAUCCUCACCCUGCUCGAGUCGGAGCGCGAGGCCAGGAGGCUGCGCUGAGCUCUUGCGGUGGUUUCAGUCUCUGAAAGCAAAAUGUUGCCAUCUUUAGUGUAUUUCUUCCAUAUUAAGUUCCUGGACACUGGUUAUGUCUUUGGCCUAGGCUUUGGAGUUGUAUGAAAGAGCAAUGGAGAUUUAAUGACUACUGCUUGCCUGGUUUCAGUUUUGGUCUGUUGCCUAAAUUAAGUGCAUUUGCUGUGAGAUUGAUCUUGUUAUGUUAUGAUAGCCUGUUGGUCUGCUUGCCUGUCCCCUUUGGAGGUAAUGUUAUGAUUUUUUAGAUUCUUGUGUUCUAAAUAAUCUCUUGAUAUUGAUAUAUGCUCAUGUGACACUAGAAACUGUGCGCCUUGGACUUAGGAUGGAGGGGAUCUGAUGUGUUGUUAUCGGGAUCUGAAAAGUAAUCCGUGUUUCAUUUGAUUAAUUAAUUUACAAACCUGAAAUAUAUCCUUGUGGAUCUCAUUCUGGAUACUGCUGCAAAGGAAGCUAACCAAUACCCAGCAGUUGAGUCAUCCACAGCACUGACUGCUUGCAACUGACCACCCAGAGGCACACCUCUCGUGCAACAGCAAGGAGCAUUCGUUGCAAUUACUUUGUAGAAACGAUUUUCCAUUGCUGGUGAAGCCAUAAGAGUACUCCCUCAGGUCCGUAAUAAGUGUCUCCCUCAGGUACUAAACUUGAGACUGAGGAAGUAGCAUUUAGUAAAAGCCAACUCGUGCAACUGAAUGGCAACGGCCUGCAGUGCGGUGCAGGCUGCAUGUAAUUUGUGCUGAACCCCUCCCUCAGUGAGGCCAAGACUGCUAGAGACGAGAUAUGUAUGCUGGUCUUGAACAAGAAUCUCCAAUGGAACUGGCCCAAUCAAGGAACACAUGAUACUAGAUGCAUGCUAGCUCGAUCCAUAUGCAUGCAAUUCUGACUCUAGAGCUAGAGCUAGCUCCUUCUGCCUGCCUCGCCGGCUUGCUUGCUUCUAUCUACAAAGAUGCAACUGGCUCGCUAGCCUAGCAACAAGGCCGGAGAGCUAACAAGCAUUCUCACAUCUCCGCUGGAAAGAUGAGCAACAACUCCAGCAGCGGCCUCUGCAGCGACUGCGGCAACCGGAAGCGAGACUGCGAGUGCUGCGACAGGUGCGGCAAGCUAGAGGCGGACCUCUGCCAGUGCUGCCCCGAGUGCCACCAACACCGGGACCAAGCUUGCGACUGCAGCGACGACGAGGAUGAUGAGGAGGAGGAGGAGGAGGAUGAAGGUGGCUCGCAGGAGUCCAUGGACGUGGAGCCGGCGUCGGAGGACGAGGAUGGGAACCCCAAGGUCGACCCCUCCAUGGCUGACCUCCUCCAGCAGGCUACCACUUACCGUCCCGACGAUGACGAUGAAGACGAAGACGAGGACGACGAGUGAGACCGAGCUCCAUCUCUAUGCUGCUUAAUGGCCUGCUGGAAGACAAGAUGAAGAUCGUAUCGUGCGUGCUUAGCUCGUGUUGUGUUGGGUUUUGUUUGUGUCUAGUGUUUCAUCUGUUUUGAGUUUGUUGGUUUGUCUUGUUUCUUCAACUGUAACCAACUGUAACGUCCGUGUGGGAUGUAUGUUAUUGGAAUGAUGAUGAUACGAUGAUUUGUGUGUUAAUUUUGUGACGCCCCUAAUUGAUUAUAACUUAACUAGUAAUAAACACACUUUUG